AUGCUUUCCUUUCUAAGUCCAGCUAGAUUGGGCCCAGGCACGAGACCUUGGAAGCCAUGGAUGAUCCUUCUCAUUGUUCUGGCAGUGUCGCUGGUGGUGGCUCUAGUGAUCGGGCUUCUGGUUUAUUUUUUGGUGUAUGUUCAGAAGCCACACUAUUAUGAAGUCACUUUCAAAAUCCCAAGCAUCAGUCACAGCGGUGAAUUGCAAGAAGAAAACUCCCAAGCUGUUAGAGAUCUGAAGCUAAGGAUCACAGAUCGGGUCGAUAAAGCGUUGCAGGAGUCGAAUGUGAACGCGCACUACCUCAAUUCACACUUGGUGAGACUGAGGCCAAGCGGUGGCGGUGUGAAAGCAGACGUGUUGCUGAAAUUUCAGUUCGUCUCCGCUGACAAUGAAGCUGCAGUAAAGAAGAGAGCCGAAAACAUUCUAAAUCAGAAGCUGCAGGCGGGCCCUCAUUUCUUGGAAAUAGACUUUGAAUCACCUUACUUUAGAGACUGCGGGAUCCGCAUGGACAGCACCUCGCUGACCGACCGGAUCGUCGUGGGCGGGACCGCGGCCAAGGAGGGCGACUGGCCCUGGCAGGCCAGCCUGCAGCUGAACGACAACCACCUCUGUGGGGCCUCCCUGCUCAGCGACACCUGGCUGGUCACUGCCGCCCACUGCUUCGACAAUAAUAGAAACCCACGCCAGUGGUCGGUCAGUUUCGGGACCACCCUCAGGCCGGCCAAGAUGAAAAGAAGAGUGAAGCUGAUUAUCAUCCAUGAGAGUUACAGGACCUACAGCCACGAGCAUGACAUCGCCAUGCUGCAGCUCUCUCUGCCCGUCACCUUCAGCAGCGACGUCCACCGGGUCUGCCUCCCGGAAGCCUCUUACCACAUCCCGUCCGGCUCCACCGUCUUCGUCUCGGGUUGGGGAACUUUCAACACCAACGGACACAUGCCAAAUCGUCUGCGCCAGGCCAGGGUGAAAACGAUAGACAGGGAGGUGUGCAAUAGGCCGGAGGUGUACGGCGGGGCCAUAUCGUCGGGAAUGCUGUGUGCUGGAUUCCUGUCUGGGAAGAUCGACGCCUGCAAGGGGGACUCCGGAGGGCCACUGGUGCUGCAGGACAUCCGAGACGUCUGGUACCUGGUGGGGAUCGUCAGCUGGGGGAUCGACUGCGGCAAGGAGAACAAGCCUGGAGUUUACACUCGCCUGACGGUUUAUCGGAACUGGAUCGCCUCCAAAACUGGCUUAUAG
Messenger RNA from Ornithorhynchus anatinus (platypus), 1233 nucleotides. RefSeq names its product transmembrane protease serine 11G-like. The record is from RefSeq and is a predicted model, not a curated record. Gene Ontology annotation, biological process: proteolysis. Gene Ontology annotation, molecular function: serine-type endopeptidase activity. The coding region runs from base 1 to 1233 and encodes 410 amino acids. Lineage: Eukaryota; Metazoa; Chordata; Mammalia; Monotremata; Ornithorhynchidae. The transcript has 8 exons.